UCAGCUAUGAAGACUGCUUUUCUCUUGAUCAUGGUUCUGCUUGCUACCGUCGCCGCGAAUGCUGCAUCGAUGGCGAUACAUGAAGCAAGUAGCAUCCCUGCAAGUUUAGGUAAGAGACUAAGGAGCUUCCUUGGGAGGACUGGUGGCAUUUGGAAUUCAGUAAGCAUAGGAGUGGAAGGUGGAAGUGAAGUUGAUAGCUCCAAAAUGAGAGCAAAGGUGGGAGACAAAGGAGGCAGGCAUGUUGGGAGUACUUCUUCAAGCUGCAUGACUCUCGAAUAUUGCAAGAAGAACAAGGUGAUUUGCACCAAGAAGUGCAGCAAGCGGCAUGGCAGCGUCGUCGAGAAGAAGCAUAUCCCAAAGAAGUGCACUAUCAAGUGCAAGAAGUGCAUCCCAGACUGCUAAACAUCUUAGAUUCCCUUAUUUGAUAAGAAGUUAUUAAGAACAGGUUCUCUAGUUUGUUUGUCAUCUCUUCCUUAGGUUCUUUAUGUUGAAGCUCUCUUUUCUAGUAAUAUUGU
Phoenix dactylifera (date palm) is the source of this 515-nucleotide messenger RNA. RefSeq lists its product as uncharacterized. Lineage: Eukaryota; Viridiplantae; Streptophyta; Magnoliopsida; Arecales; Arecaceae. The record is from RefSeq and is a predicted model, not a curated record.